AGUGAAACUGUUGGACGAUUGGCUGCGAAGCUUUCCAGAGGCCUGCCCCGGUCGCUGAUUGGAUAAGGGGCAGCCAAACUCCCCCACUCCUUUCCCGCAGGGUUCUGUUGCUUGGCAACCGAUUUGCGACCUCCUGCGAAGCGGGCACCCAGUUACACCUGUGAAACGUAAACUACCCGACUAACGAGGGCCCCACGCUGCCCUGCGCUUACACUUCUCCCGCUCGCCGCCCGCACGGACGACACGGGUUGUGCCAGGUGCUCAUCCAAGUUUGCCUUGAGACCAGGCUGUAGGCUGGCACGGCGGUCACACACCGCAGUUGAGCACGUGCCCGGUUUCCUUCUUGAAGUCAGAGGAGAAAAAAAAGUCACUGUUCUAUGUCCAAUUUAGAGCCGCUUCUGUUGGGAGGACACAGCGUUCUGGGGCUCUAGAAAACAAGAUUUAUGUCGGAGUGGGACAGUGACCGGUAAUCUCAGACAUCUGUCUCAGAGUGCACCCUAGGAGUGUGGGGACAAGUGCCAGGCCCUUUGCUGCCUUAUCAUGCACCGCAGGGCUUACUUCUUGCUGGAAAGAGACUUCCAAGAGUUGAAGGAGAACAAUUUUAAGGGUAUUACUGCCUUUCCUGUAAGUGAAGAUCUGAUGGAAUGGGGAGCUAGUAUUCAAGGUCUACAGAAUACAGUUUGGCAAGGAUUAUUCUUCCAACUGACAAUAAAUUUUACAUCGGAGUACAAUUUGGUGCCUCCAGUUGUGAAAUUCUUAACAAUUCCUUUUCAUCCAAAUGUAGACCAAAAUACUGGUCGGGCCUGUAUAGAUUUUUUGGACGACCCUGCUAAGUGGAAUACAAGCUAUACAUUGAGCAGCAUUCUAUUUACCCUCCAGGUUAUGCUUUCGAAUCCAGUGCUAGAAAAUCCAGUGAAUUUGGAAGCAGCCCAAAUGCUGAUUAAAGAUGAAUCUCUGUACAAACAAAUAGUUCUAAGAUUUUUCAACCAACCAUCACAAUUGAGAGAUGACAGGCCUGAGUCACUUAAAGAUCCAGAUAAAUUUAUCAGAUCAACUAAGGCAGUCUCAUUUAAUGAUUACUACAAGACAUGGUCUGGAAUAGCCACAUCCAAAGCCACAGAGUAUUAUAGAAGUCCAUUGCCUGAAGAUCCACAUUUUAUUGGAGAGUAUCAUAAAUGGAAGAAACUUGAAUUAAAACAUCCUAGAGAAUGGAAUCUAAAGUACGCUGCUGCUAUGGCUCGGCUUGCCAGAGAAAGCAGAAGGCCUCACAAAGCCAAUUAUCCAACGGGAAGUGUUCAUCUCUGCCCAACUCCAAUUCAAAAUUUUCCUGAUACACAACCUGAAAUUGAUAUCAUCAUGAAGACCGAUAGAACAAAGGAGAGGUGGAAGAGUGUAAUUUUACCAGAUGAUGUUAACACGAAUGAGUCAUGGGAAGAAGAAGUGGAAGACCUGGUCACCUGGACCAACACUCUUGAUAUAAAUGUUUUAGAUGAUUCAGCCUGAAGCUCCAGGAUUUAAAAAAUGAACAGCCUCAACCACAGAUCAACUUCAUGAAGCAACUUUGGAACAUGGAUUCCAUUUUUUUUCAAGUUGGACUCAUGCUCUCACUUCAAGUACAAAUUAGAAAUAUAACUACAAAUCAGUGAAUAUGUUGCUUUGAAUUUUUUGAGCUCUACUUCAUUGUUUGAACCUAAGUUAACCAAAUUAGGGAUGUUCAUUGUGGCAUUUCAAUCAAUGGUAUUAUGCCCUCAAUUGUUAGGCUUCUGGAUGCAAGUUUUUGCAGGCAAGGUAUGAAUCAGGAAAAGGCUGGGUUAGGAGGAGAGCACUCAGGAGCUUCAGAAGCGGGAUAUUAACCAAAUAGAGGGAUCUUUACAGUUGUCCACAUCUGCCUGGUUUAGUGUCUUGUUUCCUCCAUAUUCAAAGUAUGAGAUGUCAUCUAUCCACCAAUGUUCCUCUUAUGUUUUCUCCCAGAAAACAUGCUUUGUUUACUCUUUGACCUUAAUCAAUCAUCCCCUCAUAUUCUCAUAUCUUUUUUUUUCUCCUUAUCUUUUUGCUGCAUUGCCUCAACCUGCAAAUGUGCUCAGAUCUCUCCUGUUUUUUUGUUUACCUUUGACCCUGUGUUUCUACUUCCCUCGACACUAUUUUAUUCAGGGAUACCUGACUGGCUCAAUUGGUGGAGCAUGUAACUCUUGACCCUGGGGCUGUCAGUUUGAGCCUCACACUGGGUGUAGAGAUUAAAAAUACAAUCUUUAAAAAGAAAACAAAAGCAAACAUUGUAUUAUUCAUAUUUUCUCAGGUUUAUUGAUUAUAGUCUAUCACUUGCCAUCUUUAUUGCUUUGGUUCACUUCACAUUGGCAUCCCACUGCACAAUAAAAUCUGCUUCUGCUACAUUACUUGAUGAAAAUUCACUAGGAUCACCAAAGACUUCCAUAUUUCUAAAAUUCAAUAGUUACUGUAUCUUACUGGACCUCUAGGCUAUAUUCUAUAUUAUUGAUCACUUCUGUCUCUCUCUUUUUUUUUAAUGUUUAUUGCCUCACCUUUGAAGAGGCUUGUUUUGAGGCCCAUCCACCUACACACACAUCUCUUCCCAUAAACACCAUAACUCAGUAUACAUAUAAAUGUAUAUAUCUAUAUCUACAUAUAGAUAUAGAUAGGUAGAUAGAUAGAUAGAUAGAUGCCUGACCUUGGGUCUAGUUGUUAAUAGGUCUCUCCUUCAUUUCUAAAGAAACUGAUUUUACUUCCUGUGAAAAAAUUAAAAUGCUGUUAUAUAUACUCUAGUGCCUGGGCACAUCCCUGGCUAGCUAGAUGUUUUCAAGUCUGCCUCUGAUGGUUCAGACUAUAAGACCCCAAGUGAUUGUAGUGCCUACCACUUUUAUUAUCCUCCCCAACAGGAACCACAAAAUUCUAGCAGCUAUCCCAGAUUCUCCCCUCCUUUUGUCAAUGCCAAAGUACACCCAAGAGCCAAUUUAAUGAUUCCCACCCAACUUGAUAACAAUUGGAGUUAUUUUUACACCCAAUGAAAAGUGCCAUUGUAGAUGGACCAUCCUGUACCUCAGUGAAAUUAUAGAAUGUAGUUGAAAGAUGCAUUCUGCUGAUGGUCACAAUGAUGGAGGCUGGGCCUCUGACUCUUCUCUGGUGGUUUUCUAGGAGGACAAACAUGUAGAUUGUCAACGGGUAUAUGGUAAUCACCAAGAAAUUAAACUCAAAAGAACCAUGGUAGUCAACCAAAAAUAUUUCCUUGAUAUCAGCUGUCAUAUAUUGUAUUUUAUACUUUCUAUUUAAUCUCUUUCUUUCAGGACAAAGAAGUUAAACUUGCUUGUUGCUUUCUUUUCCUGCUACCAGAAAACGUGGGGGUAAAAGUGGGUGAUAGGGAAAGGAAGGGUAGGGAACACAUCUUUGGAACAGAGACAUUAGUUAGUAGAACAGGAUAGUUUUUUUUUAAGUUUAUUUAUUUAUUUUGAGAGAGAAAGUGCAAGUAUGCGUGAGCAGGGGAAGUGGCACAGAGAGAGAGAAUCCCACGCAGGCCCCACGCCAUCAGUGCAGAGCCCAACACAGGGCUCGAUCCCAUGAACUGUGAGAUCAUGAUCUGUGCCAAAACCAAGGGUCAGAUCCUCAACUGACUGAGCCACCCAGGCACCCCCAGGAUAGUAUAUUUAAUUACCUUCACUAUAUCUCUGGCCAUUCUUUCUGACUCUUCAGUAGGAAUCUCCCUUCCAUCUCUGGCCCUUGGUAAAAGGUUCCUUUGGGUUCCAGCCCAAUGCUCUCCUCUAUGCAUUUUUCUUGGAAAAUGUUGCCACUGUCAAGAGUUUUACCUCCCACGCACAUUGUCAUUCUCUGAACUUUUUUCUUCCUGCUUAAAAGACAUCUUCACUUCAACGUCCCCCAUGCGUUGGAACCUCAACAUGCCCAAUUUAAACUCAUUUCUCCCCCUCCACCAGACCUCCUUCUGCCUCUUGUGUUUCUUUUUCAGUUAAUGGAACAAUCAAAAGAUAAAAACUUGGGGAUCAUUACAGACUUCUUUCACUAUGGCA
Messenger RNA from Felis catus (domestic cat), 4031 nucleotides. It is a transcript of the gene UBE2U, whose product is annotated as ubiquitin conjugating enzyme E2 U. Lineage: Eukaryota; Metazoa; Chordata; Mammalia; Carnivora; Felidae. The transcript is spliced from 10 exons. The record is from RefSeq and is a predicted model, not a curated record. The coding region runs from base 541 to 1503 and encodes 320 amino acids.